Molecule: messenger RNA, 2154 nt
Organism: Bombus pascuorum
Lineage: Eukaryota; Metazoa; Arthropoda; Insecta; Hymenoptera; Apidae
Gene: Pban
Product: PBAN-type neuropeptides-like
Exons: 4
Coding region: 1266-1871 (201 amino acids)
Biological process (GO): neuropeptide signaling pathway
Molecular function (GO): neuropeptide hormone activity
Source: RefSeq, a predicted model, not a curated record
GUGCCUCCAAGACGAUCAACCGAUAAAUGUGUCGAUAGCCAGACGCACAGUCGAGCUUUUAUACGAACGAUGCCCGAUCUCCUCUCCAUGCUCCUCCGUCUCAUUCGUCCCGAAAUUGAAUUGGUUAAUUGACAGACUUAAUCGAGAACAGAUUGUCCGACUGAUCGCCUGGGGUGCCAAGUUCGAUCUGUUACAAGCGACAGGGAAAACGCCACGAAAUUACCUCAGUAAAGUACAGGAGGAAGCUCAAAUUAAAAGGAUUUUACUGUAUACUAGCCUAGAUUAUCCUAUUGAACAUGGAUUUGUUAAAGGAAAAGUUAAGUAUAUAACCUAAAACUUGUCACUUGCCAAUUUAAUAGUAUUAUCAAUUCAAUCAUUCUAUAAAACGUUACAGGAAUUCAGGUAAUCCUACUGUAUCUUAUAUGUGAACUAUUAGCCUUCUGUAUCGAUUAUCUAAUAAUUCAUAACUUCUAAUAAGUAACUACAUACAAGUAGUGAUAGAUUUAUUAAGGAAAGUUUCAAGAAAUUUUUUUUAAGUAGGUCUUCCUGAUGGAGAAACCUAUUGUUAUGGACUACAAACAAAUGAAAUUCUAAAUGAUUUAAUUUCAAAUAAAUGAAAAUUCAACAACUUAUUCUCUACAUACACUCAUCAUCCACGUAAGAUUCUUUCCACUGUCCACAAUUGAUCCAUUAAAGUUACUAUCUUAUUUCCGUUAGAACAGAGAGAAAAAUAGAAGAAGGAAACAACAGAAAGAGAGAGAGGCGUAGCUUCGGAGAUUGAGUUAAACCUGUUACAAAUCCCAGUAGAGUCAAUGAAUCUAUCCGUACGAACAUUUCCGCCUUGCGGUGACGACAAAGAAUGAAAGUGAGGAUAGGAAGAGAAAAAGAGAUAAACAACGAUGAGAAAGCGAAAGAAGCGAUAUGGGGGUGGUUGCAAAGGUUCUCCUAGGACGUAUCCACGAUCCUCAUUAAGUAUGGAGGAGCGUAGAUCUCGAUGAAAUUGAGAUGAAUCGCUUCGUGGGACGUCAGGAUUGGCCCCGGUUGGGGGUGGGUGUUUUUUCAGUUGAACGUAGCUUUAUUUCGAAUGAAAUUGACACUGUCGAGGAAAGGGAGAAGAAAAAUAAGGUUUACUCCAUGGAAACGACAAUUGGAUGAAAAAGAAAAGAGAAAGGAAAAAUAGAGUAGUGUAAGAUAGCUUGCACCCCUAUAAAACCAGCGACUGAACACCGUAUCGACAUCAUUCGCCGACAACGUUCCGCGAUAACAUGUACUCAAACGAAGCGAUGAUCGGUUCCGUCGCGUUUCCAUCUUUCAACCGCCUUAUGACCAUCGCAGUUUGCGUAAUGCUAUGUGUGGUCUAUUUGGUGUCCAGCGCUUCCGGAGAAUACGAAGGUAGAGAUUCCUCAAGUAGUACGAGCAAUGACAGAGCACCGAGCAACGAGUUCGGCUCGUGCAGCGACGGCAAAUGCAUCAAACGUACCUCGGAGGAUAUCACCAGUGGUAUGUGGUUUGGCCCACGACUGGGACGACGACGCAGGGCGGACAGAAAACCGGAGGUCGAUUCUGACAUUGAAACUCUCGCCAACGCUCUCGAUGGGUCACGUUGGGCCGUCAUCACGAUUCCAGGAUCAGAUAGGCGUCAAGCAACGCAGUUCACACCCCGUUUGGGAAGAGAAUCAGGUGAGGAAUAUUUCUCAUAUGGGUUUCCAAAGGAUCAGGAAGAGUUGUACGCGGAGGAACAAAUUUUCCCACCUUUGUUUGCAUCACGUUUAGGACGUAAAGUACCUUGGACACCAACUCCGAGGCUUGGACGUCAGUUGCACAAUAUCAUUGAUAAAGCUAGACAGAACUUCGAUGAUGCACGCUUUUAAGACUGGUUCGACCUGCUGGAUGAUUAAUAGCUAAUGAUAUAGUGUAAUUAAGACCAUAUUUAAGAAAAUAAAGGACUUGUAUUUAUUUGUAUUAUAAUCGAAGAAUGCCCGAUAUUUGUCCUGUUUCAUUAGUUUUUAUUUUUAUUCUUUCUCUUUUCUUUGUGAAAUGAAGGUUGGUCUUAUAUGUAAUUGAUUAGAAGUUAGAUUAAGUUUGAAGUAAUGGACUAGUAUACGUAUUCACUUAUGUUAUAAUAAAGGGAUGUUUAGCAUUGUUCUACUUUAA